This is a messenger RNA of Carassius auratus (goldfish), 1571 nucleotides long. RefSeq names its product acetylcholine receptor subunit beta. The transcript is spliced from 11 exons. The record is from RefSeq and is a predicted model, not a curated record. The coding region runs from base 83 to 1552 and encodes 489 amino acids. Gene Ontology annotation, molecular function: acetylcholine-gated monoatomic cation-selective channel activity; transmembrane signaling receptor activity. Lineage: Eukaryota; Metazoa; Chordata; Actinopteri; Cypriniformes; Cyprinidae. Gene Ontology annotation, cellular component: postsynaptic membrane. Gene Ontology annotation, biological process: monoatomic ion transmembrane transport.
GAGAGCUCGUGAAGGUGUGUUUGUACGAGGUGCCAGUGCUGACGGCUGGCGCUGAACUGUGGAUAUACGGAUUGGGCUUAAAAUGAAGGCUCUGCUUGGGCUCCUGUGGUGCUGCUGGCUCCUAACUCUCACAGUGGCAUCCGAGGCUGAACGCAUGCUACUGGAGGAUUUGUUUCAGGAUUACAACCUGAAGGUGCGUCCAGCGCGUAGCUGGAAUGAGCGAGUGAUGGUCCGAGUGGGAAUGACUUUAGUGCAGCUCAUCAGCUUGAACGAGAAGAAUGAAGAGAUGACAACAAACGUGUUCAUGAAUAUGGAAUGGACAGAUUACAGAUUAUCUUGGAAUCCCGCGGACUACGAAAAUAUUGAUGUUGUGCGAAUUCCUCCCUUAAAAGUGUGGCGUCCAGACAUCUACCUAAUCAACAAUAAUGAUGGUCAGUUUGACGUUGCCCUCUAUGUAAACGUGCUAGUGAGAAGCGAUGGGACCGUCUCCUGGUAUCCACCAGCCAUCUACCGCAGCUCCUGUUCCAUAGAGGUGGCGUACUUUCCAUUUGACUGGCAGAACUGCACAAUGGUGUUUCGUUCCUACACGUAUGAUUCCUCAGAAGUGGACCUUCAGUACGGUCUCGAUGAAGAUGGCAACGAGCUCCAUGAGAUAGUGAUUGAUGAGAAUGCAUUCACUGAGAACGGUGAGUGGCAGAUUUGUCACAAGCCCAGCAGAAAGAACAUCCACGAUGACUUGUAUGAGGACAUCACCUUCUACCUGAUCAUUGAGAGGAAGCCUCUGUUCUACAUCAUUAACAUCAUCGUGCCCUGCAUCCUCACCAGUGUGCUGGCCAUAUUUGUCUUCUAUCUGCCACCUGGUGCAGGUGAGAAGAUGACUCUGUCCAUCUCGGUCCUUAUCGCUCUCACUGUUUUCAUGCUGUUGUUGGCUGACAAAGUCCCGGAAACAUCACUUGGCAUUCCUAUCAUCGUUAAAUAUGUAAUGUUCACCAUGAUCCUGGUGACGUUCUCAGUCAUCCUUAGUGUGGUGGUCCUGAACCUCCACCACAGGACUCCCAGCACACACCACAUGCCCUCAUGGGUGCGAAAGGUUUUCAUCAACGUACUGCCCCGUUACUUGGGUGUGCUGAGGCCCCAAAUUGAGAAACCAGUGGAGGACGAGCCAAAAGAAAGCAUCCCAUUGGGUUGUCUGGACAAAGGUCUUAAACCUGGAGGUGAAUAUUUUAUCCGAAAGAUCAACCCAGAGCUGGUAUUGCCUUGGAGAGGAAGUCAUAACGAGAGCACUGUGAAGCUGCAGAGGUUUUCAAACAGUGACAACUAUUGUCUGAUUCUGCCUCCGAAUCUCAAAUCUGCAAUCGCCGCCAUCACGUACAUGGCUGAGCAAUUGAAGAAGCAGGAUGUGGACGAUACUAUGACAGAUGACUGGCAGUACAUUGCUGUGGUUUUGGAUCGGCUCUUCCUUUGGCUCUUUGUCAUCAUUACUACCCUGGGCACACUGGCCAUGUUUCUGGAUGCCAGUUUCAACUACACUCCUGACCAACCUUUUCCAUGAGCACAUCCCUUAAAUGACA